Molecule: messenger RNA, 2847 nt
Organism: Sinocyclocheilus grahami
Lineage: Eukaryota; Metazoa; Chordata; Actinopteri; Cypriniformes; Cyprinidae
Product: E3 ubiquitin-protein ligase UBR2-like
Exons: 14
Coding region: 76-1590 (504 amino acids)
Biological process (GO): ubiquitin-dependent protein catabolic process via the N-end rule pathway; protein ubiquitination
Cellular component (GO): cytoplasm; ubiquitin ligase complex
Molecular function (GO): ubiquitin protein ligase activity
Source: RefSeq, a predicted model, not a curated record
UGAGUGUUUGUUUGUGUUUGUUGCAGCUCUGAACAGCCUGAUCUGAGCCAGUGGUUAAACAUCACCUCUCUGCAGAUGAAAGCCAUGCUCUCUGCUCACAGGAAGGCCAAGGCUGCAGAUGCUGAUGGUGUUGUUGAUAUGGAUGGUGUUAAUGACUGUCCUCCACCUGAUGGCUUCAAACUGGACUACACUCCAAAGAACCCGUACUCGAGCACCAUAAAGGAGAUGUUGACCACGUUUGGGACAGCAUCAUAUAAAGUGGGUCUUAAAGUGCACCCAAAUGAGCAGGACCCCCGCGUGCCAAUCAUGUGCUGGGGCAGCUGUGCCUACACCAUUCAGUCCAUAGAGAGAUUGCUGGUGGAUGAAGAGAAGCCUUUGUUUGGAAGUUUACCGUGCAGACAGGAUGACUGUUUGAGUUCUCUGACUCGGUUUGGCUCGGCCUGCUGGACUGUCUCCUCUCAUGCCACUGUACAGAAUCACUUUAUUAGGCUCUUAGCAGCCCUUGUUCCUGAUCCUCGGGUGGAGAAUACACCUUGUAUUCUGGACAUAGACAUGUUUCACUUGCUGGUGAGCUUGGUGCUGUCCCAUCCAGCGGUUUUCUCUCUGGAUUCCUCAGGGCUGAGUGCAGAUACUGCACAGCUGCACUUCCUGCAUCUCGUCACAGUUGCUCACAUAGUUCAGAUCCUCCUAACCUCCGUAGCAGAGGAGGUGCGGAUGGAGCAGGAGAGUGGAGGAGCAGAGAGGGAAGAGGAGGAGAAAGUGUGUAUGCUCUACAACACACUCAGGAUGCAUCUGGGAAGCGGUCUGCGUGAGGUGAACUCAGGCUGGCAUCUGUGGUGCUGUGUGAAAGCUGGAAUCCUGCCUUAUCUGAGGACAGCUGCUAUGUUCUUCCACUAUCUCAACGGAGCUCCAGCACCACCCGAGUUACAUACUCUUGGUGUGGGUGAAUGGGAGGCUCUGUGUGGAUACCUGUGUCUGCCCUCCAACCUGCUCCAGCUCUUCUACAACAACUGGGAGCUCAUGGAACCUCUGCUACACGGGUGGUGCUCUCAUCCAGGUGUGCUGCAGGGUCUUCAGAGCAGCGUGGCUCUCAUCAGGUUUCCUAGAGAGUCUAAUCAUCUCAUAGAGCUGCCAGGCGACUACAGCGCCCUGAUUAACCAGGCCUCCAGCUUCACGUGUCCUAAAUCUGGAGGGGACAAGUCUCGCGCUCCUACUCUGUGUCUGGUGUGCGGUGCAAUGCUGUGCUCUCAGAGCUACUGCUGUCAGACCGAGCUGGAAGGAGAGGAUGUGGGCGCAUGUACCGCACACACCUUUGCCUGCGGAGCCGGAGUCGGCAUCUUCCUCAGGGUGCGGGAAAGUCAGGUCCUGUUCCUGGCUGGCAAAACUAAGGGCUGUUUUUAUGCUCCCCCAUACCUGGACGACUAUGGGGAAACCGACCAAGGGCUAAGACGGGGAAACCCAUUACACUUGUGCCAAGAGCGCUACAGGAAGAUCCAGAAGCUGUGGCGCCAACACAGCAUCACAGAGGAGAUCGGCCAUGCUCAGGAGGCCAAUCAGACUUUGGUGGGCAUCGACUGGCAGCACCUGUGAAGUUACGUGAUGCUUUCUCACACCUUCGCCCACCCUUAAUACAUAAGGGGACCCGCACAGCAGAGCUAGAGGUUGCCAAGGUGUCACCAUGGCCUCUUGCUCUUCCUCCACCCCUUUCUCCAUCUUUCUGACAGUGGAUGAAUGCAUGACUUUCGUUUUUUUUUUUUUUUGGUGGGAGAUUUUUCUCUUCCCAUUUUCUUUUAAAUAUGAUAUAAAUACAUAUUUAAAAAGACAUAUAGCCAAGGUAUUGAACCCAAACAAUAUGGGUUCCUUCGCUACACCGAUAUUCUUCAUAGGAAUGCUAUUUAAUUUCUUCUCCAAGUAAUAUUCAAUUACAUUCGAGGUAUUUUGUUUAAGUAUAUAGGUUUCGCAAGACAGUUCUCUUAUCGCUUGGGAAUUGACCGGUGGUGCUGCCCUUCAAGUAAUACUUCAAAUACUCUGCAUCCUCUCUGCCCCCGUCAUCUCGAAUGCUGCAGUACACUUGUUAAGGCCACCUGAUUAACGUUCUCAUGUUCAUACAAUACAAGCCAACGCGGGGAAGAUACGGGAGCACAUGAAUAUGUCCUUGAAUGCCUGGUUUCUGUUUGUCUGGGAUGUGUAUGUGUUUGCGCGAGUGAGUUUUUACGUACAGGUGUUUAGUUGGUAUGUUUCUAAUAUGAUGGAUUUCUAAGGUGGUCCAUUUUUAUGACCGUUUGUUUCUCGUUUUUUUGUGGUGCGUAUUAUUUGUGUUUCUCUUGCGGCUGUGUGUUGUAUGCGAAUCAUGCUUUCCACGAACUGAACAUGAAUUCCACUCUUAAACAUGAUUUUGACGUGUGUGCCGCGUGUUGUGAUUUUGGACAUUGUUUCUUGAUACUGCUGCACAUUUUCUCAGCAGUAAUGGAUGCAGAAUUGCAUAUCCUUAAUUCGUUUUCGACUUUGGUCCGCUUUAGACUGUUGUUUUUUUCUUUAUAGUGGCCUUGGCUUGGGGCUUUAGUCCAAAUCAAAAUUUUUAUUUGUCAGUGACGCAGAAACGCAUUGAAUCACACCGUUGCUUCUUUCAGAAACAAGUUUUCAUGUCUCGCGCAAUUCAGAUGAAAAGCUUGUUUCUAAUGCGGUGGGCAAAUUUCCUGAGACACUUCCAGUGGCUGCAGCAGUGUAUUACAUCACAAACUGACUUGUUAAUAUGUGAAUUCUUGUAUAAAUGGGUACAUUGUACUAUAUUGUAAAACAUUAAUGAAAUAAAAAAGAGAAAAAAACUUGCAUUAAAUGUAUUGAUGA